This is a messenger RNA of Thyridium curvatum, 819 nucleotides long. RefSeq lists its product as uncharacterized. Gene Ontology annotation, molecular function: L-ascorbic acid binding; iron ion binding; procollagen-proline 4-dioxygenase activity. The transcript has 2 exons. Lineage: Eukaryota; Fungi; Ascomycota; Sordariomycetes; Thyridiales; Thyridiaceae. Gene Ontology annotation, cellular component: endoplasmic reticulum. Gene Ontology annotation, biological process: peptidyl-proline hydroxylation to 4-hydroxy-L-proline. Bases 1 to 819 code for a protein of 272 amino acids. The record is from RefSeq and is a predicted model, not a curated record.
AUGAUGUUUUUGCGUCACCUGCUCCCAUUAAGUGCUCUGGUGUUAGCAGCGGCCGACCCUAACAAGCAGAUACCGCUCGGUGGGAAAGAUGUGUCUCUUUGCGAGCAUCCCGAUUACAAAGUGCACAUUGUGUCAAGAUCUCCGCUCGUGAUGUACAUUGAGAACUUCAUCACAGGAGAAGAGAGGGCACAUUUACGCGAGAUCACCAAGGACACAUUCGCUCAUUCAGAAGUAACUUCUUCGGCAGGUGCCGGUAAUGCUCUUCACCGAGUACGCACCUCUCAAUCUACAAGAGUAGACUCCGGCGACCCAGUGGUGAGAUGUAUCGAGGACAGGGCCCUGGCCUUUCAAGGGUUCGACGUGUCGCGCGACCAUCUCGAGCCACUUCAGCUCGUCAAAUACGCCCCGGGAGAACACUACCAUUACCACACAGACUGGUUUACCGACGUCCCUCGACAUGCGAAUGCCGCGCUUGGUGGGAACCGCAUUUCAUCGUUCUUUGCAUAUAUCACCGCCCCAGGAAACAACACAAAGGACGAGGACCGUAUCACCGGAGGCGGCACCAACUUCCCGUUACUGCGGGCCCCGCAUGAUCCCAGGUGGUGCCAGUGGAUCGACUGCGAUGAGGAGUGGGAAGAAGGGGUGUCGUUUAGACCUGUUGAAGGCAACGCCGUGUAUUGGGAGAACUUGCUGGAGAACGGGAUGGGCGACCAGAGGGUAUUGCAUGCAGGUCUCCCGGUUAUCACCGGGUCAAAGAUUGGGAUGAACAUUUGGACGAGACAAGGACCUUUGGAUCAAGGUAUCCGGGGUUCAGUGUGA